AUGGACUUCCAAGAGAGGGACUCUCCCUCCCUGGCUGAAAGCACUCAGUCCUCAAAGCCCAGCUGUGCCCAGCAGGCCUCGGAGCUCUGGGAGGUGGUGGAGGAGUCUCGGGGCAGGCUGGAGGCAGAAGUUGUCAUGCCGGAGAGGCAGGAAGGCCACCUGCUCAAGAAGAGGAAGUGGCCUCUGAAGGGCUGGCACAAGAGAUACUUUGUGCUUGAAGAUGGGAUUCUGCACUAUGCAACUACUCGGCAAGAUAUCACCAAGGGGAAGCUCCAUGGCUCCAUUGAUGUCCGGUUGUCUGUCAUGUCCAUCAACAAAAAGGCCCAGCGCAUUGACCUCGACACUGAAGACAACAUCUACCACCUCAAGAUCAAAUCCCAGGAACUAUUCCUGAGCUGGGUGGCCCAGCUUCGUGCCCACCGCCUGGCCCAGCGCCUGGACAUGCCCCGCGGCCUACUGCCCAGCACCACUCACCGAAAGGUUGCUGGUGGCCAGCUUCCAACAUCAGGUAGCACCUCAGCCCUACCUGGAGUCGGACCUCGGGAGAAGGUGUCUUCCUGGCUGAGGGACAGUGAUGGGCUGGACCGAUGCUCCCACGAGCUCUCUGAGUGCCAGGGAAAGCUCCAGGAACUCCACAGACUCCUCCAGAGCCUGGAGUCCCUGCACCGGAUCCCCUCAGCCCCUGUGAUCCCCACACACCAGGCCUCUGGGACAACUGAGAGACCCAAGAAGGGGAAACGGACCAGCCGCAUGUGGUGCACGCAGAGCUUCGCCAAGGACGACACCAUUGGACGGGUUGGUCGUCUCCAUGGCUCUGUUCCCAACCUGUCUCGCUACCUGGAGUCCCGAGACCCCUCGGGCCCUCGCGGGCUGCCACCCCCAGACUACGCCCAUCUGCAGCGCAGUUUCUGGGCCCUGGCCCAGAAGGUGCACAGCUCCCUCAGCAGUGUGCUGGCUGCCCUAACCGCUGAACGGGACCGACUGAGGGACCUGCCCCCAGGCUCGGAGCUCUCAAGGAUGGGGGUCUCUGAGGCCUCAGCUGGCCAGAGGCGCCUCCACUCGCUGUCCAUCUCCUCGGACACCACCGCCGACUCUUUCAGUUCCCUCAACCCCGAGGAGCAAGAAGCUCUGUACAUGAAGGGGCGGGAGCUGACCCCCCAGCUGUCCCAGAGCAGCGUCCUGUCCCUUGCUGAUUCCCACACAGAGUUCUUUGAUGCCUGCGAGGUCCUCCUCUCUGCCAGCUCAUCUGAGAAUGAGGGCUCAGAAGAGGAGGAGUCGUGUACCAGUGAAAUUACCACCAGCCUGUCCGAGGAGGUGCUGGACCUCAGGGGAGCCGAGCACUGUCAGAAAGUGACGAGGCUGGGCUGGGCUCCGGGGGGGUGUGUUCCAGGGAGAGCUGCAGGGCCACCCCGUCGUCGCUGCCUGCCUGCGGCCAGCGGGCCCGGGGCCGACGUGAGCCUGUGGAACAUCCUUCGCAACAACAUUGGCAAAGACCUGUCGAAGGUAUCCAUGCCUGUGCAGCUCAACGAGCCGCUCAACACUCUGCAGCGGCUCUGUGAGGAGCUUGAAUACAGCAGCCUCCUGGACCGGGCCAGCCGCAUCAGUGACCCCUGCGAGCGCAUGGUAUACAUCGCGGCCUUUGCUGUCUCUGCCUAUUCCUCCACGUACCACCGAGCGGGCUGCAAACCAUUUAACCCUGUUCUGGGGGAGACCUACGAGUGUGAGCGGCCUGACCGAGGCUUCCGCUUCAUCAGUGAGCAGGUCUCUCACCACCCCCCGAUCUCGGCAUGCCAUGCAGAGUCUGAAAACUUCAUCUUCUGGCAAGACAUGAAGUGGAAGAACAAGUUCUGGGGCAAAUCCCUGGAGAUUGUGCCAGUGGGGACAGUCAACGUCAGCCUGCCCAGGUUUGGGGACCACUUUGAGUGGAACAAGGUGACGUCCUGCAUCCACAACAUCCUGAGUGGCCAGCGCUGGAUCGAGCACUAUGGGGAGGUGCUCAUCCGGAACACCCAGGACAGCUCCUGCCACUGCAAGAUCACCUUCUGCAAGGCCAAAUACUGGAGCUCCAAUGUCCACGAGGUGCAGGGUGCUGUGUUCAGCCGGAGCGGCCGUGUCCUCCACCGGCUCUUCGGGAAGUGGCAUGAGGGGCUGUACCGGGGACCUCCGCCAGGUGGUCAGUGCAUCUGGAAGCCCAACUCCAUGCCCCCAGACCAUGAGCGCAACUUCGGCUUCACUCAGUUUGCCUUGGAGCUGAAUGAGCUGACGGCAGAGCUGAAGCGGUCACUGCCCUCCACUGACACACGGCUCCGCCCAGACCAGAGGUACCUGGAGGAGGGGAACAUACAGGCUGCCGAGGCGCAGAAGAGAAGGAUCGAGCAGCUGCAGCGAGACAGGCGUAAGGUGAUGGAGGAGAACAACAUUGUCCACCAGGCUCGCUUCUUCAGGCGGCAGACGGACAGCGGUGGGAAGGAGUGGUGGGUCACCAACAACACAUACUGGAGGCUGCGGGCCGAGCCAGGCUAUGGGAACCUGGAUGGGGCUGUGCUCUGGUAG
Molecule: messenger RNA, 2553 nt
Organism: Orycteropus afer afer
Lineage: Eukaryota; Metazoa; Chordata; Mammalia; Tubulidentata; Orycteropodidae
Source: RefSeq, a predicted model, not a curated record